AUGUUUGGGCUACUGUACGGGCUCUUUGAGCAGGCGUUCGCAAAGAAGGAGUACUAUGCGCUCAUCCUUGGUCUCGACAACGCCGGCAAAACCACACUGCUGGAGCGCAUGAAGGCCACAUACGGUGAAAAGGAAGCUCUGCCUCCAGACCGCAUUGCGCCCACUGUGGGGCUCAACAGGAGGGAGCGAUUAGUGCUGUGGGAUCUGGGCGGACAGUCCGGCCUUCGUUCGAUUUGGCCGAAAUACUACUCGGAGGCCAGCGGUCUCCUCUUCCUGCUCGAUGCGGCGGACGAGAAGCGACUCGAGGAGGCCUGCUCCGCCUUUCAAUCCAUCAUGACCGACCCUCAGCUCGACGCCAAAGUUCCAGUCUUGAUUCUACUCAACAAACAGGAUGUGGCUGACCCCAAGGUCGUGGAGCGAAUGAAGGAGUCCAUGGGCGCCCUGGCUGCGACCUCUUCCCGUCCGUCCGCUCUGUUCCCCAUCUGCGCACUAAACGGGGACGGAGUGGUCAAGGGCGUGAAAUGGUUGGUCGAGCAGCUGCGCGAGGCCUCCUCCGCAUGA
This is a messenger RNA of Acanthamoeba castellanii str. Neff, 561 nucleotides long. RefSeq names its product ADPribosylation factor related protein 1, putative. Gene Ontology annotation, cellular component: Golgi apparatus. The transcript is spliced from 7 exons. Gene Ontology annotation, biological process: intracellular protein transport; Golgi to plasma membrane protein transport; protein localization to organelle. Gene Ontology annotation, molecular function: GTP binding; GTPase activity. Lineage: Eukaryota; Discosea; Longamoebia; Acanthamoebidae. The coding region runs from base 1 to 561 and encodes 186 amino acids. The record is from RefSeq and is a predicted model, not a curated record.